CAGGCUACGUUGUUUCAUCCACUGCGCAGGAGUUGUGGAGCAGAUAGUUCAUGUGUCUUCGUGUGUCGUGCUUGGUGGAGGUCACAGUCAUCAGAGCAAAACUGGGCUUGUUGUCAUGGCCAAGCUAUUUGAGACACUUGGGAAGUUGGGCUUGGCCCUGGCCAUCGGAGGAGGCAUUGUUAACUCUGCCCUUUUCAAUGUUGAUGCAGGCCAUCGGGCUGUGAUAUUUAACAGGUUCAAAGGAGUCCAAGAUGAUGUUGCUGGUGAAGGGACCCAUUUCCUCAUUCCUUGGGUUCAGAAACCUAUAAUCUUUGAUUGCCGAUCCCGUCCACGCAAUGUACCUGUCAUCACAGGCAGCAAAGACUUGCAGAAUGUAAACAUUACAUUGCGUAUCCUCUUCCGGCCGGUGACAAGUCAGCUGCCACGCAUCUUCACCAGUAUUGGUGAAGACUAUGAUGAGAGGGUGCUACCGUCCAUCACCACAGAGGUCUUGAAGGCUGUAGUGGCUCGGUUUGACGCUGGUGAGCUCAUUACCCAGAGAGAGCUCGUGUCUCGCCAGGUCAGUGAGGACCUGACAGAAAGAGCCUCCACCUUUGGCCUUAUCUUGGAUGAUGUUUCGCUGACUCACUUAACUUUUGGAAAAGAAUUCACAGAGGCUGUUGAGAUGAAGCAGGUGGCCCAACAGGAUGCUGAGAGGGCCCGUUUUGUUGUAGAAAAGGCAGAACAACAGAAGCAGGCUGCUAUCAUCUCAGCAGAGGGAGACUCUCAGGCUGCCUUGCUUAUUGCCAACUCCCUAAUGCAGGCUGGCGAUGGUCUGGUAGAGCUACGCAAGCUGGAGGCAGCUGAGGAUAUCGCUUUCCAGCUCUCCCGCGCCCGCAAUGUCACCUACCUGCCCUCAGGACAGGGCACAUUACUCCAGUUGCCCCAGUGAUAGCAGCUCACCCCUUUUCAACCCCACACUCGCUGUCACCAGCUGUUAGAUGGUCCAUGGAAGGGGUGGUUGGAGGAUUCAAUAAAGGACUCUCCCAACUUCA
This is a messenger RNA of Monopterus albus (swamp eel), 1034 nucleotides long. It is a transcript of the gene phb1, whose product is annotated as prohibitin. The record is from RefSeq and is a predicted model, not a curated record. Gene Ontology annotation, biological process: mitochondrion organization. The coding region runs from base 116 to 931 and encodes 271 amino acids. Lineage: Eukaryota; Metazoa; Chordata; Actinopteri; Synbranchiformes; Synbranchidae. The transcript is spliced from 7 exons. Gene Ontology annotation, cellular component: membrane; mitochondrion.